AUGGCCGAUCAACCAUACGACCCCUACAUUCCCCAAGGUGGUGCUGGCGGCGGCGCCAGUGGAGCUCCUGGAAACCAAAGAACUGCGGCUAUUCAAGCGCAAAUCGAUGACACCGUUGGUAUUAUGCGUGAGAAUAUCAAUAAGGUCGCCGACCGUGGAGCCAGGCUAGACUCUCUUCAAGACAAGACAGACAAUCUUGCCAACUCGGCCCAAGGUUUCCGUCGUGGUGCAAACCGGGUCAGGAAGCAAAUGUGGUGGAAAGAUAUGAAGAUGCGUAUGUGCCUGGUCGGCGGGAUCAUCAUUCUUCUGGUAAUCAUCAUUGUGCCAGCAGUUCUUGCCUCAAAAAAAUGA
Messenger RNA from Morchella importuna, 351 nucleotides. RefSeq lists its product as uncharacterized. Gene Ontology annotation, molecular function: SNAP receptor activity; syntaxin binding. The record is from RefSeq and is a predicted model, not a curated record. The coding region runs from base 1 to 351 and encodes 116 amino acids. Gene Ontology annotation, biological process: vesicle fusion; vesicle-mediated transport. The transcript has 4 exons. NCBI's taxonomy places the organism in Eukaryota, Fungi, Ascomycota, Pezizomycetes, Pezizales, Morchellaceae. Gene Ontology annotation, cellular component: plasma membrane; SNARE complex.